Molecule: messenger RNA, 915 nt
Organism: Leptosia nina
Lineage: Eukaryota; Metazoa; Arthropoda; Insecta; Lepidoptera; Pieridae
Source: the annotation of a GenBank genome assembly
AUGGCAUCAAGUGAUCCUGAAAUCCGUGAUGGAUUUACUCUACCUGUUUGGAUGAAAACGAAACCUGCAAAAGAAUUCGAACCGUUCUCGUCAUCACCGCCCGCGCCGGAGGAUUCAUUUUUCUACAUACGAUAUCCGAAGCCAGACAUUUUGUUCGGCACGACUAAGCUUGAAAAUGAACUGCCGAAGGUUAUUCAAGAGAAACAGAAGGAUGUUACGGCCGCAUUCAACAGUAUUAAGGAGAGGGACUGGUCAAAACAUACUAAGCCAUGUCAAGAAGUUCUACACGGGAUAGCACCCAACGCUAACAUAGCCAGCGCGAACGUGAAGCCAAAACCAGCAGGAACUGACGAUGGAUUCAAAGGCGAGGGAGCGGCGUGCGGUACUUCUGUGCUCAAGGUCGCAAACCAGAUGAUAUCGACUCGUACGCCGCGCGGCUUUACUGUGGCAUCGCCUUCAGACGAUGGUCAAAGCAACGCCCCGGAGGUCGGCCGAUACAAUCUGAUGGCACGACGCGGCAGCAAGAGCCUCCCCACGACACCUAUGCAUUCACCGCCUUCUAGCCCCAACAGCCGUCGCAAGGCUUACAAUAACAGAUAUUUCACAUCCCCAUUCGAGCCGGUUGAAGAUGGCCACGGGCGCUCCUGGCUAACUACUGCUCUUCUUGGAUUCAAAAAAGACCUCACCACAUCCACUUCUACUUUGGCUGAGGAAGAGAUUGUCGAAAAUAGAUUACAAACUAUCAGUCUCGCGGAAUCAGUUGAGAAUUUGGGUCCAGCGCCGAAAGCUAAGGAACCGAAGAUAUUAAUAAGCGAAGCACCGAACCCGGCACCAAAGUCUCCAAAAUCACAAGCCUUCCGGGCGAAACCGUCAGAACUGCGCGAAAUGAAUUUCUGGUCUCCGACAUCUAUGUGA